This is a messenger RNA of Haliotis rubra (blacklip abalone), 3004 nucleotides long. RefSeq names its product meteorin-like protein. Bases 159 to 1085 code for a protein of 308 amino acids. NCBI's taxonomy places the organism in Eukaryota, Metazoa, Mollusca, Gastropoda, Lepetellida, Haliotidae. The record is from RefSeq and is a predicted model, not a curated record. The transcript is spliced from 4 exons. Gene Ontology annotation, molecular function: hormone activity.
GAAAAGGCCUCAGUUUAGACUCAGCGUUACGGCGAGCAGGUUGUUGGCAGGCAGUGGGAAAGUUUGACAGGUUGUGGGACUCGGAUUGUACUGAGCUGUUCCCGUGUUGUGUAUAGAGAUGUGGUCUUGUAUUAUGGAGUACCUGCUGGUGUGACAUUAUGGAUAUAUCGGUACUGUGGCGAGCCUUGACCAGCGGUCAUCUGGUCAUUACCUGGCUACUCCUCGCCGUCAUCACAGGGGGAAGAACGCAGCACACCUGUAAUCAGUGCGACUGUACAAUCAGUGACCCGGACAAUGGAGAAAAGGCCAUCAUUAACGUCAAGCCAAAAUGUCUUGAAGGUCAAAUCACGUGGUUAAGUUCAUACGGUGCAAUCAGGUUGGAGUUGAAUCCGCAACAUGCCGGGGAGUACAGAUAUUGUGUUCGUGUACAAAGUGAAAAUAUCAAAACUAUAGUAUCACAGGAAGUGCUGUCGAGGACACAUGGGAAUUAUAAAUUAAAAAUUGUGAACGAUGUGGAAGUUCGGUUAUCUCCCCUUUUCACAACUAGAGGGCGCGGCAGGGAAUUUUGUAUUUCCGGUUCCGAUCCAAUCCAUUUGUACAUGGAGACUGAACGUAGCGCCGAAGACACGGGCGUGGCCAGGGUGAAAGUUUUCUAUGACAUGGAGAAGACGUCGAGUAGUCUCCGUUACAGUCCCAUGGAAGAGUGCCGUCCUUGUACUGAUAGAGAACUGUUGCGGGCCUACUGUACCAGUGAUUUCGUUGCAGUCGGCAGCAUGGAUGACGUCAACCAUGACGACGUGGAAGAAACCUCCGUCAUCCGGGUGUCUGUGACUCGGUUGAUUUCGCAGAAGGAAGCCAUUUUCAAAAAGGCAGAAAAUGGAUGGUCCCGUCCCCACGAGCUGAAGGGCGGGAUUCACGCCCCGCACCGGUGUGGCAUCAGGCACGGGGAGGGGCAGUUCUUGUUCACAGGCCGCGUCCGUCUGGGGCGACCAGUCUUACAGUGUGCCCCCCGUUAUGAACAGUGGAAGAGUGUUUUCGAGAUGGCUCUCCUCAAUGAUGAACUUGAAUGUUCAUACGGUUCUUGAUCCUAGAGGGGACUUCAUCUAAUUAUGUGCCAUAUCCACACGAGACUGUUUACUUACAGCGACCUAACGUGACCCAAACAAUGGAUCCAUCGCGUGUGCCCAUGCGCCACGUGAGUUGUGAGACGAAACUGUCUAUGUGAAUCUGUGAUAAACUGUUUUAACUCUCCAAACUUGGAACCGGAAGUGCAUAAUGUCUACUGUGCGUGGCCUGAUCACGUGACGGACUCCAUGAUUCUGUACAUAAUGUGCUCUCUCAACCUGUGAUAGCCUAUUGUUCGUACACUGAACCCUCAACAGGAUCUUGACCAGUGAAAAAUGGCGGCAGUUUCAAACUGUGACUGUGUUUAAAGAUGGCGACCGGAUGGCAUAUAAACAGACAGUUUGGGGCGGGUCCAUUACAAUAUGAUCUCAUCUGUGCUAGUCUCUGUAGAAUCGUUAUUGUCAUAAUGUCAUUCCUGCUUUGAGAGUGCAGCAAACAGAUUCGACCAAACCAAAUGUAUAUAGAACAGAGAUCUGAGUUGUUCAUACAAAGUCGUGUAUUUAUGAACUAUAUACUGUAGCUGUUUGCUUCAGAGACAAAACUAACUUUCGGCGCAUUCUGUUGGUGACACAAUGCAUUCAUUGUGCAUACCUUUCGGAAGAAGAGACAGCCGAACAUUCAAGACAUAUUCAUGCUCUCAUUUAAAUUCUUUACACUGCCGAACAUUCUAUCCACAUUCCUUUAUCUCUUGGGACCAUCUGGUUUCCGGUUCAACUGAAAAGUUUCAGAAAUGUCCAUCUUCGAAGUUUCCGUCCCCUUCAACCCAAAGUAAAACCUUGUUAAACCAAACUUCAUAUCAGAUAGUUCCAAGCACAUAUCACACCCCACUCAUGUUCCCCCAGUUGGUUUUAUGGCUGCAAUGUUGUCGAGGGGCCGUUAUGCAGUCGCUGGAAAACAUCAACCUUCUUCAGUCCACAUCACUACAACCAUAACUCCACCCACAUGCAACCCAUCCUCAUUCAGCAUUGCAACAUCAACAACAGCACCCCUCAAGCUAUAUGAUGACGACAUCAAUCUGAAACAGCAUCAUCUACAUGUAUAUCAUCACUAGACAGAACUGCAACAUACUCCAUGUUGCUCCUAUACCCAUACCGCUCCAUCCACAUGAGAACGAGAUAUUCACACAUUCCUUGCUUCUGCUUAAAUAACCUUCACGUUCACAAGCAUUUGCUGAAAAUGCAACUGUUCAGAUGUUUCCGGAAACUUUAAUAGCUUUUAACAAUUUUAUGACUGAAAUUGGUAAUUAAAUAGUUAUGUCCUCUGCCCAGCCAAGAGCUGUUUGUGCUGAGCUGAUUCUAAAUUGGAUAUACACGUAUGUAACAAACUCAUACGCGUUCAUUCAGUCGCUCGGGAUCGGGUGGUCAGACUCGCUGACUUGGUUGACACGUCAUCAGUUCCCAAUUACGCAUGCUGUUGAUCACUGGAUUGUCUGGUCCAGACUAUUAUUUACAGACCGCCGCCAUAUAGCUGGAAUAUUGCUGGGUGCGGCGUAAAACUAAACUCACUUUCAGUCGCAUCCAGCUUUACAAACAUAAUUUUCGCGUACUGACAGUGGUAAACCUUUCCAUUACUGCGGAUUUACUAUAUUCAUUAAUAUGUAAACAGAUAUGCAGAUACGACAUCCGAUGGUCAAAGGGUUUCUGUAUACUUUUAAAACGACCAUAACCGUUCGCAGAAACUUCAUACUUAAUCAUACGCUAGCUCCGUACAGCGUUUGCCGGACGUGGAGUUCCACAGUUUAGCCCAGCUUUAAAAGCCUCCAGCACAUAUCACACCUGCCAUUUGCUUUAUGUACAUAUUGUUGAUACCAAAUUGUUACUUGUUGUUGAAUCGUUAUAUUUUGUAUAAAAUGAUGAAAUAUUAAAAGACUGACUACAUA